Messenger RNA from Exophiala xenobiotica, 1838 nucleotides. RefSeq lists its product as uncharacterized. Gene Ontology annotation, biological process: plasma membrane lactate transport. Gene Ontology annotation, molecular function: secondary active monocarboxylate transmembrane transporter activity. Lineage: Eukaryota; Fungi; Ascomycota; Eurotiomycetes; Chaetothyriales; Herpotrichiellaceae. Bases 1 to 1590 code for a protein of 529 amino acids. The record is from RefSeq and is a predicted model, not a curated record. Gene Ontology annotation, cellular component: plasma membrane. The transcript has 6 exons.
AUGCAUAAUCGCAUGGCAGCAGGGUGGUUCUAUUCCCCCAGUCAGAUAACGCACUAUCUGGCCACCCGGAUCACUAGCCUUAAGCCUCCCCGAACCAAGUUGGGAAAUCCUUAUCACAUCCUCAAAGAACUAGACAAGCAUCAAUGGCUUAUGUUCCUUGUAGGAUUUCUGGGAUGGACGUGGGACGCCUUUGACUUCUUCACUGUCUCUCUCACCAUCACGGAAAUCGCCAAGGACUUUGGCGUGCAAAAUUCUGAUGUCUCAUGGGGUCUCACGGUCACUCUGAUGUUGCGAUCCGUUGGCGCUUUGAUAUUUGGGACGCUGUCUGAUCGAUACGGACGCAAGUGGCCCAUGAUCAUCAAUCUCGCUCUUUUCAUCGUCCUGGAAUUGGCAUCUGGGUUUUGCAAUACGCUCCCUCAAUUUCUUGGCGUACGAUCUCUCUAUGGUAUCGCCAUGGGUGGUCUCUUCGGUCCGGCAGCAGCAACAGCUCUAGAAGAUCUGCCCUACGAUGCUCGAGGGCUCUUGUCCGGUCUCUUUGAGCAAGGCUAUGCUACGGGCUAUCUACUAGCAUCGGUAUUCUACCGCGCUCUCGUCCCAACCACAACCCACGGCUGGCGCUCCCUAUUCUGGUUUGGAGCCGGGCCACCAAUCCUUAUCAUCGCGUUCCGCUGGUGGCUGCCCGAGACGAACAACUUUCAAGUCAUGGCCGCCGAGCGCGAGGCUCAGCUCCUUGCCGACAAGGAGAGCGGCGGCCACCACCAUGUCAAGUCUGCCGGCUUCAAGGCGUGGGCUAGAGAAUCCUGGAAAGCCAUCAAACUGAACUGGGUGCUCUUCGUGUGGAUGGUUUUCUUAAUGGCUGGUUUCAACGCUUGCUCGCACGGCAGCCAAGAUUUCUAUCCAACUUUCCUCAAAAAUCAAGUCCUGAUGGGCCCGACAGAUGUUACAGUCAUCAGCGUCGUUGGCCAAAUCGGAGCGCUGAUCGGAGGCACGACGUUAGGGUACAUUAGCACAUUCCUUGGUCGUCGCCUAACCAUGCUGAUCGCGUGCGUCUGUGGCGGCGCUUUAGUGCCCGCCUACAUCAUUCCGCGCAGCAUGGGUCUCGUGGGAUCCGCCUUUGCCCUGCAAUUCUUCGUGGGCGGGGUGUGGGGAUCGAUUCCAAUAUUCUUGAUGGAGGUAUCGCCUGAAGCGCUACGCAGCACGGCUGUUGGCUUGACGUAUCAACUGGGCAACCUGGCGUCAUCGGCGUCUGCCACGAUUCAGGCCGUCAUUGGCGAAAAAUACCCCCUGCCUCCUCACAACGGGACGAAGCGCUUUGAUUACGGGAAGGUCAUUGCAAUCUUCAUGGGCGCAGUGUGGGCGUAUCAAAUCGUGUUUUUGCUGUUGGGACCAGAAAUGAGUGAGGAGGAGCGCGCGGUGUAUGCUGCGCACGCGCAUGACCUGGAACGCCUCAGGAAGGAGGGAGUCAGUCUGAAGGACAUCGCUGUGGAGAGAGUGAAGAGUAGGCAGGCUCAAAAACAGCAAGGGUCUGCUGAGACGGAGCAGGUCCCAAAGGAGAAGGCCGGGCUGGGUCAACAUUUGGAGAGUGCUUAGUCGGAUUGACAGAGGGAGGUAUACAUUUCGACAGUGGUCGAGGUGAGCGUCGAGCGGGAGGUAAGAUACAUAUGGACGGAACUCUUGAGAAUCUACUUGUCGAGUUGUGAUCGCGGUAUUCCACUGUCACUGGCGCGGAAACUUAUCCUAUGGGACCUGAGUGUUAUGCCUUGGCAAGCUGGCAACUAGCUAUCUCCCUGGUACAAGAUUUUCAUUGGCAACGCGAAUGCCGAAGUAUCAAAGUGGAC